This is a messenger RNA of Plectropomus leopardus (leopard coralgrouper), 403 nucleotides long. NCBI's taxonomy places the organism in Eukaryota, Metazoa, Chordata, Actinopteri, Perciformes, Serranidae. The record is from RefSeq and is a predicted model, not a curated record.
UCCGGGUGGGAGGCGACCUGACCAGUACAAGAAACCCCACAGCGGCUGGCAUUUAUGGUUUUUAACCCGAAAGGAGCACUUGUGAGAGUGUGGCAGAGUUAAUCAAAAGCCCGGAUCAUCAUGGACCCAAACGCCAGCGGACUCGCCCAGAGGUUGGCUGAAGCCGGCCAGUCUCAUCUCCUGCAGUUUUGGAAUAAGCUGAGCCCCGAGGAGCAGGCCGACCUGACCCGCGACCUGCAGGGGAUGGACUUUCAGGAGAUCAAUGGAUUCUUCCAGAAGGCCAUGGAGAUGUCCAGCAGCAGCAAACACGAGAAGAUGGACGCCCGCAUGGAGCCGGUGCCGCGGGAGGUGCUGGGGAGCGUGACGAGGGACAGGGAGAGUCUCAAAGACUGGGAGCUGGAAG